This is a messenger RNA of Marmota monax (woodchuck), 7781 nucleotides long. RefSeq names its product Sp5 transcription factor (gene Sp5). Gene Ontology annotation, molecular function: DNA-binding transcription factor activity, RNA polymerase II-specific; RNA polymerase II cis-regulatory region sequence-specific DNA binding. Bases 455 to 1645 code for a protein of 396 amino acids. Gene Ontology annotation, biological process: regulation of transcription by RNA polymerase II. The transcript is spliced from 3 exons. NCBI's taxonomy places the organism in Eukaryota, Metazoa, Chordata, Mammalia, Rodentia, Sciuridae. The record is from RefSeq and is a predicted model, not a curated record.
CCCGGGUCACGGCCCUGCCUGCGGCGGUCGCGGGGACACGCGGCCGACCGAGUGCGGUCGGUCCCACGCCCUGCCCCGGGAGUUCGCUCCGGUCCGCGGCAGGCGCGGGCAGACCAACAAACACACCAUAGGAGCUUUGUGGAUUCAAAGGAUUUGCUUUCGCUUCUGAAAGAGCCGCUAUUCUUUGAUGAUUGGGUAGCGGCAAACUUCAAAGCCAUAAAUCUUCCCUCUGACUGGCUGGCGGCCCAGCAAAGUCCUUAUCAAAUUCUUGGAGGUGAUCCUGAAGCGCUCAGACCGCGCGCGGGGCGAGCGAGCUGGCGCGGGCGGGGAGGGCCCCGGCACGCAAAGCGGACGCCGGGGAGGCACGCUGGGCUGCCGUUCGUCCUCGCCUUCGGGUGUCCAUGCCUCGGCGGUGGCGCCCCGCUCCACAGCGAGCGGCCUCCAAGCUGUAGCCAUGGCCGCCGUGGCUGUCCUCCGGAACGACUCCCUGCAGGCCUUCCUCCAGGACCGCACCCCCAGCGCCUCCCCGGACCUGGGCAAGCACUCGCCCCUGGCGCUGCUGGCCGCCACCUGUAGCCGGAUCGGCCAGCCAGGCACGGCAGCGGCCCCGGACUUCCUGCAGGUGCCCUACGACCCAGCGCUGGGCUCACCCUCCAGGCUCUUCCACCCCUGGACCGCGGACAUGCCGGCGCACUCACCGGGCGCGCUGCCUCCCCCGCAUCCCAGCCUGGGGCUGACGCCACAGAAAACGCACCUGCAGCCUUCUUUUGGGGCUGCACACGAGCUACCACUCACACCCCCAGCUGACCCCUCGUAUCCCUACGAGUUCUCGCCGGUCAAGAUGCUGCCCUCGAGCAUGGCAGGUCUGCCUGCCAGCUGUGCACCGGCCUACGUGCCCUACGCUACGCAGGCUGCCCUACCGCCGGGGUACUCCAACCUCCUACCCCCGCCGCCGCCUCCGCCGCCCACCUGCCGCCAGUUGUCCCCCAACCCGGCCCCCGACGACCUCCCGUGGUGGAGCAUUCCUCAGUCAGGCGCUGGGCCAGGGGCCUCCGCGGUUCCAGGGGGCGGCCUCUCCAGCGCCUGUGCCGGGCCCCCCCAUGCUCCGCGCUUCCCUUCCUCUGCUGCCGCUGCCGCUGCCGCGGCCGCCGCCUUGCAACGGGGCCUGGUGUUAGGCCCGUCGGACUUUGCGCAGUACCAGAGCCAGAUCGCCGCGUUGUUGCAGACCAAGGCCCCCCUGGCGGCCACGGCCAGGAGGUGCCGCCGCUGCCGUUGCCCCAACUGCCAGGCGGCGGGCGGCGCCCCUGAGGCGGAGCCGGGCAAAAAGAAGCAACACGUGUGCCACGUGCCGGGCUGCGGCAAGGUGUACGGGAAGACGUCGCACCUGAAAGCACAUCUGCGUUGGCACACGGGUGAGCGGCCCUUCGUGUGCAACUGGCUCUUUUGCGGCAAGAGCUUUACGCGCUCAGACGAGUUGCAGCGGCACCUGCGGACUCACACCGGCGAGAAGCGCUUCGCCUGUCCCGAGUGUGGCAAGCGCUUCAUGCGGAGCGACCACCUUGCCAAGCACGUCAAAACGCACCAAAAUAAGAAGCUCAAAGUUGCUGAGACCGGGGUUAAGCGGGAGAACCCGCGGGACCUGUGAGCCCAUCCUGGGCCGAGGUCACUCCCGCCUCAGACCCCCUUCCCAGUACCUCUUGCGGAGGUCCCGGGGUCUGUGGGCAGCAGGCGCAAGAGACUUAGUAGAUGAACUUCAGUUGUCCGCCUCCCAAAGUAGAGCCUGGCUCUCACUUUCCUUAGCCCUAGAACAGAGGGACGGUUGGGAUCUGGGACUUGUAGGGUCAUGGUUGGGAUGUUGAGUUACCCUAGGAGUGGUUGUAAACUCUGAAUCACUUCCACCAUCUGGGAGACCUACAGUUGGGAGGUAUCACCCAGAGCUGGCCUUGUAUAUAGGAAACGCUGCUGAAUGAAAGCGAAAGGACCUUGGGAGAUUUUAAAUAUUGCUCGGGUUUUCGCUAGGACCCUUCGGGCUUUGUACAGGUUAUUUAAUAGCUUUGUUAAAGAGUAAUUAUAAUAAUUAUAACAUUAAUAAAAUGUUUUCUUUGUCCUCAGCUACACGCAGAGCUACAGCAUGGUAUGUCUCUGUAAAGCGACCAGCAGUUGCAGCGUGAAAAUAAAUACGUUAGGGUCACCUUAGGAAGACCCCGCAGAGUAGAUCUCAUUUGAUCUUUUCUUCUUCCGGGAGGCUUUACAAAGCGGUCAGGUUUCACUGGGAAUUUGAUGGCUCCAGUGUGCUGCAUGUGUCGGCGGCUUCUUUGGUUUGCGAAGUCAUGGGCAAGCAUUGGGUGCAUGGAUAGAAGUAGGGCAAGGUCAGAUUUGUAGUAGAGGCUAGGGUAAGAUUCUCCCGUCAGUUUGAGUUUCUCCUGCGGCUUUAGGACUUCACUGUCGGGUUGUGUUUGCAGAAACCUGUGCAAAUAACAAUAACCAUUCUUUUUUUAAGUGGCGAAUUCCCUGAGGCUUUCCAUUUGUUGGUACUCUCAGGACAGGUCACAAACAGGUGCUGUAUCUCCCUGGAGUUUGGUUGUACUUGGGUCAGGGAGACAGGUUGUAAGAAUAGAUAGAUGUAAGAAUCUGUUCACAGGGUGAGAUUUGGAGUUAAAGGGAACAGAGAAACUGGGGACCCUAGUUAUGAUUGUUCCUUGCCUGGAAGAGAACCAGAAAUAUAACCAUUCCCAGAUGUCACUUCCAUAUUUCAGCCCAGUCAACAUUUACAACUACUGUCUUGCUUGCUUCUUAAUUUUUUUGCUAUGGAAAUAUUAACAAGUCUUGUAUCAAAGUAACUAACUAGAAAUAUCUGGUUAGACCAGGACAUUUAAUUCCAUUUUGUAUCUUGGGAUUUUAUUUUGUUUUUUAAUCAUCAGAGUAGACUAAGAUUAUUCUCAGGGAGGACCUUACAGCUUGGAAAUGUGGAAACAGGAUAUUUUUUAUCUCAACUUCUCAUCUUUCUCUAAAAUUUGAAAUUUUAAAGUUUACAGUGUGUUUUUCAAGUGUCUCAACUAACUUAUUGGUGUUUGCUAAUAUUUGAAUUUUUAAGCCUGAAACUUGAAUCUUAAUGAGCAGUUAAACCUUUUGAUUUAGAAUUAGCAAAAAGAGAUAAAACAGAAAGGAAAUGGCUUAAAAUUUUUUAAAAUAUUAACAUCAUAAAUGACAAAUUUCAAUGGAUAAUCUUUUCAUAAUAGAGGUGUAUGUAAAUGGAUAAUAUUUCAUAACUUACAAAUUACUGCUACCUUUGUAUUUUGUUUGAAAUCAAAGAGUAAAUGCUUAAAAGUUAACAGGGUUGGUCUUAAGACUUGCAUUAAAUAAUAUUCCAACAUGAACAUAAUUGAGAUGAAAAUUACUUUUAUACUCCUAAGAAAUAGAAUUUUACUAUAUAAUGGACAAGAUAACAAAUGAAUAUUAGAUUCUUUGUGGAAGUAUGCCUUGGAGCCAUUUACUUUCAUUUUAGAUUUUGGAACUAUUUAAUGACAUAGGAAUGUGAGUGGUUCUGGUUCUUUAUCUAGGAAAGGCAAUUUAGGCUCAAUUUUCAAGGGUGUGGCAGUUUUGCAAGCAAUAAUGAUAAAGUUGCCGAACAGUAAUAGUAAUAUACAUGUAAAUGUGUAUUCUUCAUCUAGACCUAUUCUAGUUAAUCUAAUCUUGAUUUAGAUGGAGAAUAUACAUUUACUUGUACAACUCAAUGUGAGGAGUUACAGAAACUUCCAUUCCAUGAAGUUACAGAAAUUCUCACAGCUGAAACAUGCCCUAAGAUCAACUUCAGAAUCAGAAAAGGUUUCUUGGCAGGUGAUGGGGAAAGGAAUCCUUGUGAGAGAGUGAAAAGACCAAGGGCUUUGAACUCAGGAAAUUUUAAGUGAUUAUCACAUAUGAGAGAAUGCCUUUGGUAGAAAAGAAAAACAGCAAUUUUGAAAUGAGUCUAAUGGCUAUUACUGACGGGUAUGAUUUAUAUAGUAUUCAAAGGGAUGAAGUGUUGAAAAUAAAAUUCAGUGAAAAUAGCUAUAAAGUGUGGAAUUUAAAAUCUAAACCGAUGAGGUAUUGAAGAUAGUUUUCUUAUAACCAUGUGUUUGUUUAAAGGACAAGGUAAAAGGUAUGGAAUUUACCAAAAAUAAGGCACAUACAAUUUUAAAGCAAAACAAAGUCAUUUAUGGCAAUAACUUUUUUUCUUAUGGUUGAGCUUAAUAGAACCUACAAAUAUUUUUAACUACAGUAAAAUUCGUCUUUAACUUGAUAUAGCUGAAAACAUGUUGCUCAUUUACCACUGCAAAUCUAGCUCUAGUUACUUCAGAAAAAAAUUAUUUAUGCCAUUUUCCAAGUGGACAUCAAGAAGCCAUAAUAAUGUGAUAUUACUAUCCAAGCAUAGGAAGGAAUUUCAUGUUGAUACUGAAAAUAAGCUAUUAACUGCUCAAAUGCAAGUUUGAAAUGUAUUAGUUUACAAGCUGUUAAAAUUUGAACUGCUGCUGUAUACUUUUUCAGAAAACUGCAACCAGAGUACAAUUUAAGGCAUGAAAAAUAUUUUUAAACAUACCAGUAUGCAAGAAUUAAUACUAUACAUAACAUGCAUAAGUAUCAUUGGAGCAGAAAAAUUUAAUGAAAUUUAAAUGAGAAUUUUGGUAGCAAGCUACUAUUAAUAUAACUAAAUUAACUAAAUUUUUAAAAUUGGGGUUUGCCAGCAUCCAAAAACCAAGUUUAAUUCACCAACUUUAUUCAAGGCUUUACAUAAAGAUAGCACACAAUUCAAUUAAGUGUUAAAAAUUAAUUGAAUAUGCUAAUGAUUGCCUAAUGUCACUAGACUUUUUAGAUCUUUAAAAGCAACUGUUUUGGUAGCAUGCCAAAUAUAGAAUGCCAUAUUUUAGAAAAAUUUAAAAGUAGUGAUAUAUUAUUUUAAACUUUAUACUCGUGAACCAAUGAAAUCUUUUGAUCAACAACAUGGAAACAGAAAUUGAGUUACCAGCAAAUUAGCUAAUUUGGAAUGGUGUAUUUAUGAGCUUAACAGAGUUUUUUGCUUUUCUCAAGGGAAAAUUAUGUAAAUAUACCUUUCGCUAACCACUAAUAUUUAAUAGUUCUGGUAAUGGAUGAAAGUAAAUUAUGUUAAGGAAAAUAUAUCUGUUAUUCACCUCUAUGUUAAUCUUUUCUAGAUUUUUCUAGAGUUUAAAUCUUUUUUGAGAUGCUGAAGGUCAAACCCAGAGCCAGGAGCAUGCUAGGUAAGCACCAAGCUACAUCCCCAACCCCUAGAGUUUAAAUCUAUAACUAUGUGGCUUAUAUUGUUUGUUUGCCUUAAGUUAAACAAGACAUGUCAAUUAAAAUAUUAAUCUUGCUGAAGCAUGAUUCUUGCAGAUACCUAUUUCAAACAAUGACAUUUAUAGAAAAAGCAGUUUCGACCCCAGAUUGCACUGUUUUGAAAUACUAUAGGUUUUUAAAUCAUCAUUUUAAAGCAGCAGCAUUUUUCAUUUAUUUUGGUUCUGUUGUGAGAGUUUCACAGAAUGUUACAACAGAAGUAGCUAAGACUUCAAAUUCACGAAAAUACCUACCGAGUUAUAUAGGUUCUAAAAUUGCAAAUCUCUUUAACUUGCUUUAGCUCAUCACAUUACAUAAUGGCAAAGUUGACAGUGUUUCCUUAAGAAAUGGUUUGUAUUAAGGAAUUAAAUUCAUACCUUAAGUAAAUGUAACUAUAGUUUAAUUCCUAAUUAAAUAUCAUUACCUUCCUCCAGCUUAAAUGACCCCCCCUCCAUUACUGGGAAUUGAACCCAAGGGUACUCUACCACUAAGCUACAUCCCCAGUCCUUUUUUAGUGUGAUACAGUGUCUUGCUCAGUUGCCAAAGGUGCCCUUGAACCUCAGCUCCUACCUCAGCUCCCAAGUAACAAGUAGAGGAGAAUUUUAAAGGAAUAUGAGAAAAAAGGAAAAAAGAGAAAAAACAUAAGAACUAGGGCAGUUUUUAAAGUCUACAUGCCCAUCAUAGUUUGAUAAAGUAGGAAAACAUCCAGAUAGUUGCAUGUUGGUAAUGAUAUAUAUGAUGUGUAUGUUGGGUGUGUGUACACAAAUACACAUAUACAAAAUAAAGUUUUUUAAUUGGGAUUUGCCAGCAUCCAAAAACCAUAUAUAUUUUAUAUAUUUGUGUGUGUAUAUAUACAUAUACAUAUAUAUGUGUGUGUUUAGAUUAGUACAGCAAAAGGACAUGUUUUCAUUACUAGGUCACUAUAACCAUGACCUGAUUAAGGUAGCAUUCAAUAUAUGUAAUUUAAACAGCAAAUUCUUCUCUAGUGUUGUUCAGAUUCCCUUUUCAUAAAGAUCUUGAUGUGAAUUGCUUCUCCCUUGAUUUUUCUUAAAGAAUCUGAUGUUAGCAGAGACAACAAUCUUUCAAGUCAAUUUAGACUUUGUAAAAUAAUUUAUAUAAUGUCCCUAUUAUAAAAUGAUAUUUGUUCAACAAAGAUAAGUCACAUAGCUAUGGACCAUGACAACUUUUUUGGUUUGUCUCAUAGUUGUUUUACUAUUACAACCUAUUACCAAUUUGCACAUUUAUGAUUGAUAUAGUAUAAUUCCAUGCUGAUAUUUUAAUUACUUCUCUUUCUAGACUUUUCCUUCCAUAUCUUUAGUGAUUAUAUAAAGCAUUAUUUUCAUUGACGAUUCAUAAUUCAGCCCAUGCACAUGAACUGCAGUAGUUUCUACACAAUACGUAAUAAACUACAUUAACUAAUAUUUUUUGUUGUCUACCUAAUACCAACAUUCAACCCAAGGAAAAUAAGUCUUUUGUUAAGUUUGAUAUCAUAUGGGAAAUCUGCAGUUUUUACCCUUCAGAAAGUUGUUUCUGGGUUAUGAAGGUUGAGUUUGCAUAUUAUAAAAUAAAAAUUUAUUUUACAGUAAAACUUUACUAGUUAAAAUUCUGACAUAAAAAAUACAUUAAAAUUUUCUAAAGUCUAAGGUAAUCUUCAUAUCAUCUGAUUCUUUAAAUAUGUUAAACUGCUCCAUCAUCUAGGUGUUUUCUAAUGAUUUUGUAUUUAACAUAAUCUAAAACACAGAUGGAAAACAUCUGGUCCUCAGCUUAAUGUCAUCCAGUUCACAAGGCAAGUAUCUAGAGCUAACUCUUCAUUUAUGCUUAUGGUUGGGAAAAUAUGUCCUAAUUUUAAAAGUAUUUGGCUUCAAUUUUAUAAGAGGCUACAUAAGAUACUAUGAAAACUUAUUUUUAUGUGAAUUUUGUGUUUGUAUUCUGUGAACUGCUUUUUCUAUUCAGUGUGUCUCUUGUGGAUGUCAUAUUCUAUCUGUCCGUGUCCAUCUCUUGAAUGGGAAUUGUUUCAUGUGCCUUUCUUUCUCAAAGUACUUAUGCCUGUUAUUUGAUGUGGCUCCCUGUGAUACAGAACUCCAUAGGCUUCUGAACUGCAGUUAGGGGUGGGGAUGUAGCUUGCCUUGUGUGCAUGAGACCCUAGCAACACACAUACACACACACACACACACACACACAGAUAUCAUUAUUUUAAAUCUGAUGUAUUUUUUACAUUUGUAUUUCUUGGUCUUAAUUUUAGAAAGGGGUAAAUUCAAUGUAUAAUUUGUAGAUUCAAGUCAUGUUUUACUUAUGUUCUUGCCUGAUGUUUCCUGUGGAUUUAUGAACAUUAACGGUUAGAAUCACCAUUGAAAUGGGAAAAUACCACAAUUGAAAGUAAAAUUGUAACUAAGACUUUGGUUUCAGAUAAUCCCAGCUUGGAUAGAUUUUAAUUAAUAAAAACUAUACUAAAGGAA